UGUGUGUGUGUGUGAGCGAGAGGGCGAGAGAGAGGGAGUGAGAGAGUGAGAGAGAGAAAGAAUAAAAGGAAAGAAGAUUUCUCUAUGUAUAUAAAGAUGGCUACGUUAGCAAACGGACAGCCAGACAAUACCAGCCUCAGUAACAAUCAUAGCAGCCCAGGCACCAACGGGCACUUGAACGGAUUAAACCACAGCCCCGGGAGUCAGUCUACCAUCCCCAUGAAAGACCAUGAUGCCAUUAAGCUGUUCAUUGGGCAGAUCCCCCGCAACCUGGACGAGAAGGAUCUGAAGCCCCUCUUCGAGGAGUUUGGCAAGAUUUAUGAGCUGACGGUGCUGAAGGACAGGUUCACCGGCAUGCACAAAGGCUGCGCUUUCCUAACGUACUGCGAGCGAGAGUCCGCCCUCAAGGCCCAGAGCGCACUGCAUGAACAGAAGACACUGCCGGGGAUGAACCGGCCGAUCCAGGUGAAACCUGCAGACAGCGAGAGCCGAGGAGAGGACCAAAGUGUGUGGGCUGGGUUCCUAGGAAAGCAGGAAGGAGGGAGGUCAGCAAGGAAGCUCAUACAACAGCUUCGCAACAUCGAGGAGUGCACCAUCCUGCGGGGACCCGACGGAAACAGCAAAGGGUGUGCCUUCGUGAAAUAUUCCUCCCAUGCCGAGGCCCAGGCUGCCAUCAACGCCCUGCAUGGCAGCCAAACGAUGCCGGGAGCCUCGUCCAGCCUCGUGGUCAAGUUUGCUGACACGGACAAGGAGCGGACAAUGCGGCGUAUGCAGCAGAUGGCGGGGCAGAUGGGCAUGUUCAACCCCAUGGCCAUCCAGUUUGGGGCCUAUGGCGCCUAUGCACAGGCACUGAUGCAGCAGCAGGCGGCCAUCAUGGCAUCCGUGGCCCAAGGUGGCUACCUGAACCCCAUGGCAGCAUUCGCGGCGGCCCAGAUGCAGCAGAUGGCGGCGUUGAACAUGAACGGCCUUGCGGCUGCCCCCAUGACCCCAACCUCAGGUGGAAGCACCCCUCCUGGCAUCACUGCCCCAGCUGUGCCUAGCAUUCCAUCUCCCAUUGGAGUCAAUGGGUUCACUGGUCUUCCCCCACAAGCGAAUGGGCAGCCCGCAGCCGAAGCUGUGUUUGCCAAUGGCAUCCACCCAUACCCAGCACAGAGUCCCACCACUGCAGACCCGUUGCAGCAGGCCUACGCGGGAGUCCAGCAGUACGCAGCUGCCUACCCUGCUGCUUAUGGCCAGGUCAGCCAAGCGUUCCCACAGCCACCUCCCAUGAUCCCACAGCAACAGAGAGAAGGACCCGAGGGCUGUAACCUGUUUAUCUACCAUCUGCCCCAGGAGUUUGGGGACGCUGAGCUGAUGCAGAUGUUCCUGCCUUUCGGUAAUGUCAUCUCCUCGAAAGUGUUUGUGGAUCGGGCGACAAACCAAAGUAAAUGCUUUGGUUUUGUGAGUUUUGACAAUCCUGCCAGUGCUCAGGCUGCCAUCCAAGCCAUGAACGGCUUCCAGAUUGGCAUGAAGAGGCUGAAAGUGCAGCUGAAGCGACCGAAGGACGCCAACCGCCCUUACUGAAGACCCAUGGAGGCCAUCGGGGAUACCAAGGACUCGCACAGGACAGGAUGCUGAACAGGCUCCAUUUAAAAAAAAUAUCUAUCUAUAACGAGACCUGUUGGAUAACACCUUUGACAUAUCAGCCAAUAUCAAGCAAGCUGAAGACUCCAGACAUUCUCUCUCUUUGAUUGUUUUAGACUGUAACCUUUCUUCAAGAAAAAGGAUCUCGUCUGCUGAGUUCGGAGGACACGCGCUUGGGGAAAACAAAAUAUAUAGAGACGACCUGAAAAAGAAUAAAACACACACACAUGUGCGCAAGGGCACACACAUACAUACGUAAACACAGACACACACACACAUACAGACACACACACGUGCACACACACACCACAGACACUGGCACACACUGACACAACAUGACACUGAAAGAGACCAGACCGCAAACGGAGACAGGACGGGAAGAGACCCUGCUAAAUAACCUCAGACGCUUCCCGCCACGGCUGGGGGCCGCCAUUCUGUGGGAGCGGGCGAGGAGUGCCAACAGGCCAGACCGUCCACAAGCCGGUCUCCGGCCCGAUGCCCGGGGGCGGCCAUAGAAGCAUCUCUAUCUGUCAUUCCUUUAGCUAUUUAGGGACCAAAGGACCAAACUUUUUAUCGCAGACUUGUAGCUGUAUGUAAAAUAUGGGGAAGAAGGGGGGGGACACGAACAGACAAAAAAAGAAAAAAAAAAUCACAAAAAAUAUCCUCCUUCCUUCCUCCUCUUUGCUGUUCCUAAAACAGCCCGGGAGCAAUUCUAUGACAUAUGUAAAAAAAAAAAAAAAAGGAAAAAAGGGAAAAAAAAAUAACGCUUCGAUGCUUUUAAAAUGGCAAGAUAUAUAGUUCUUUGAUACUCGGGAGGCUCUUUGGUUACAAUAAUUCUAGUAUAUGAAACUUUCCUAUGGUUUUCUGUAUAAUCUGUAUGGAUCGAGCUGUUAAGACAAGGAAGAUGGAUAUCUGGGAAAAGCAGAAAAAUCAAUAAGAUGUAAGACAACCACGCGGAAAAAAAAACAAGAAAAAAGGGCAAACGAGGAAAGAUGGUGAUGAAAAGGGUUGUACAUGCUUCUAUUCCCCCCUCCCCUUGAAAAUCCUAAUAGUUGUACAGAAUUUAAAAACAGAAAAGUUUAAAAAUACCUAUAUCAUAGAAGAAAAAAAUUAGAGGACAAAAAAAGCAAAAAAAAAAAAAAAACAUAGAAGUUAGCAUUAAUGCUACAAACCAAGAUGUUGUAGAACUGUAAUUUUUGUAGAGUUUAGAUUGAGCAUCAAUUCCUACUCUCUGCCAAUUUCUGUUGGGUGCUAGGUAUGUAGAGAGGAGACCCUGAACUCCUUUAAUACCUGCAAGCACUCCAGCUGUCUGACACAAAACGGAGGCAAAAACCCCCUCGAUCCUUGCAGACAACACAAUGGGAAACGAAAAGAGAAUCAAUCAAUCAGUCGAUCGAUCGAUCUCCCAGCUGUCGUUUUCUCGGGUAAUUCUGGCGAGAAGGUACACCACAGCUAGAAAACAAACGCUUGAUGUCUUCUUCAUGAGCUGCUCUGUCUGCAACUUCUAAUCUCACCUUCUGCUUCAGUAGGCUUCCAUAUUUGCUCCAGAGACUUUCAGGGCACGGGAGAACUGGGAACUUUAAUCUUAAAAAACCAACAAAAAACAAAAAACUUUAAAAAAAACUUAAAAAAAAGAAAGAAAAAGAAAAAAAUCACAAUCUUUGAAGAAUUUCUGAAACUGUUUACAAGGAAUUUUGAAAAACAGGGAUGUUUAAACGAUGCUGGCUCUGUUUUUCUGUAAAUAAAUUUGCAUAUUUUGUAGGACUUUUAAUUGUAAUGAUAGAGAAAAACAAGGAAAACUAUUUAAUGAAAGCACGAUAUUUAUCUUUGGUAAAUGACUUUAGAGCAGUUAAAAAAGACAUUGCUUAAAAAAAACUCAGAAUCAGAAAAACGAUGAAUUAUUUAAGAACACAUAUAUUUUAAAGUAUAUCAUAUUUAUUAUAAUUUAUUUCCACCAUUCUGGACUUGCUUUGACACUUAUGUCCCUCUCAUGACUAAGGGUAGUAGGGUGGGGGUGGGGGGUCUGAGAUUAAGAUUUCUUUCUGGUUUCUUUUGACUUUGAGUUUCAGCGCGGGGGGGAGCUUCUCCUCCUCUCAGGCUUCUUGCUUUCUUUCCUUCUUAAUGUGUUUUUUCCCUUGUUUUCUUCCUUUUGCUCCUCCUCCUAGGAAGUACAGAUGUGUAAUAACAACUGCAGUUCCAAACAACUGCUCUUUUAACUCUCAAUUCCCUAAAACUCCUUGUAACCUCUGUAACUAUUGGAUGAUGCUUUCUCCAGCUUAGCCCUAAAUAAAGCACAGUUUAAAAAAAACAAACAAACAACA
Molecule: messenger RNA, 3944 nt
Organism: Ornithorhynchus anatinus (platypus)
Lineage: Eukaryota; Metazoa; Chordata; Mammalia; Monotremata; Ornithorhynchidae
Gene: CELF4
Product: CUGBP Elav-like family member 4
Exons: 16
Coding region: 85-1563 (492 amino acids)
Biological process (GO): regulation of alternative mRNA splicing, via spliceosome; mRNA splice site recognition
Cellular component (GO): ribonucleoprotein complex; nucleus; cytoplasm
Molecular function (GO): mRNA binding
Source: RefSeq, a predicted model, not a curated record